CAAUUUUUUUUUUUCUUUUACACUCACACUCUUUCAAGUCAGUCACUCUUCACAUUUCACUUUCUUCACCAUAAUGGAACAAAAUUAUUAUAAUUGUAAACAAGCAUUUAUUGAAUCACAAAUAAAAUUAAUUGAACAAGAUUUUACACCUUCAGAAAGAUGGUUGUCUAAGGCUGAAAGAGCAAGAGAUCAAAUACCAUUAUCCGUUAUUGAUUCUGUUUUAACAAAAUUGAAUACGAAUAAUAAAAAACAGCAUAAACAAAGCUUUAAUCGUCAAUCAAUUCGUCAAAUUCUUGAACAACUUCAAUAUCUUCGAGAUCAAAAAUUUAAAGAUGCUUUAGAAGGACGCGUUAGAGUUGAAAUAAAAGAAAAUUAUGAUGAUUUAAGUUGGAUCGAAUCAUUCCCUGAAAAAUGGCCAUAUGUUUCAAAUUAUGAAAUAGAUGAAGAACAAUUUGAAAGAUACGCUCCAUUACGUUCAUCUGUUCGCAAAUUACAAGAAGAAUAUAUUGCUAUCAAAGAGAAAUGCGAUCAUUACAAGUCUCUUUAUGCUCUCGUCGAACCAUUAGAUAAGUCAGAUAUUCAACAAAAUGUAAUAGCUAAAAAUGCUCCGGUGGUCAAUGAAAUUAAGAGAAUGCGAAUUCUUAUACCUAAAUUAAUGAGCACUCUGGAAAGAAGAUCAGAUUUUCUCAGUAAAAGACAACAAGAGCAAGGGCUAUCUAAAAAAGAAUAAAUUUAGACUUAUUCUACUUAUUCUUGAGUUAUAAUUUAGACCUUUAUAACCGCUUCCUUGAUAACUUGUAAUUUCUCAGAGUAUGGUUCUAAAGCUGGCUCUACAUAAUCUAUCAAGAAUUUAUCUACUUGUUGCGGAGCACGACCAAUAAAUGUCGUAGGUCUCAUGAGAGAAUCAAGCUGGAAAAAAAAAAUUAUAAAUAUUCAUUUUAAAAAGAAUUUAAAGUUCAUGAAAAUAUUAAUUAAUUUAAUUACUUCAUCAUAAAUUGGCUUGAAAU
Rhizophagus irregularis DAOM 181602=DAOM 197198 is the source of this 1007-nucleotide messenger RNA. RefSeq lists its product as uncharacterized. The record is from RefSeq and is a predicted model, not a curated record. Gene Ontology annotation, cellular component: Mis6-Sim4 complex. Lineage: Eukaryota; Fungi; Glomeromycota; Glomeromycetes; Glomerales; Glomeraceae.